Messenger RNA from Athene cunicularia (burrowing owl), 524 nucleotides. Its product is annotated as O(6)-methylguanine-induced apoptosis 2-like. The coding region runs from base 30 to 257 and encodes 75 amino acids. The transcript has 3 exons. The record is from RefSeq and is a predicted model, not a curated record. NCBI's taxonomy places the organism in Eukaryota, Metazoa, Chordata, Aves, Strigiformes, Strigidae.
GCAACAACAUUUCUGGCCAGACAGUGUUUAUGUCCAAAACCACAAAAGGAUUAAAUUUGGAAAAAUUUGGAAAAUGGCCUUUUCCAUGUCACUACAACAUCAACGAUUCCCUCCUCAAGGUGUCUCCCAAGGGUAUAACAUCUUCCUUCCAGUCAAAGACCUCCUGCCUAACAAGGAUGUACAGAUUUAUUCCAGAGCCUGCAACCUACCAGCCACAUAAACCUACCAAGGAAGCAAAGAAAACUCCUUUCAGGUAGAAAUUCUGCUUGAGUCCCUCUGCUCCAGCAAUCCCACCUGUUUGUAAAGAUCCUCCUUCGCCUGGGGGAAGGUCCCACAGUGGGACCUUGUGGAUGACAAAGUGUCUCCAGAGCAGAACUGCUCCUGUGCUGCGUUUCUCUCAAACACAGGGCGAUGGACAGGAAGGGUUCCCUGGGCCAGGUAAAAAUAAGAAUUGUUCUGAAGUAAUUCUCACUCUCACAGAAAACACCAGUGUGACUAAACAGCGCUAUUGCCUGCACAACAGG